AUGAGAAAUCUCACUUUUCAUGUUUCUAACAGAUUAGCUUCAAGAAAUGUUGGCAUUAAUAAUCCAUUUGUUACUAUGGCCAAAAGAUUUUACUGCGUGGAAUCUGAAAAAGUGCCUAAAGGCUUCAUGGAUUUUUUAAAGUGGAAAUUCAGAAAUUACGAAACUGUUCCUUACACUAAACGAUCACGUUCUCUUUAUCUAUCCAUGGCUUCAGAGAGAAAAAUCGGUGAGACGCAGUUUGAAGAAUUCAAACAAAGUUUCCAAGGAAAAGCAUUGUUUCCUCCUUCACAUCCUCAUACUGUUCUGGCUACAAAGAUUCUCAAUAAUAUUCUUGAUGCAUUGCAGACAGAGAGGAGCAAAAUGAAGUCUGCUUCUGACUAUAGCUUCUUGCAGCUUGUUUGGUUGCAUCUAAUUCGAAGGUCACCGCCUUCUAUGUCCCAUUUGGAUGGAUUAAAUUGGGAGAUUUUGGUUGUCAAUGCUUCUGAGUUAACUUGCCAAUGUUAUCCUAGUGGGAAGAUGAUUCUAUCCAAGGCUGUCAUUCACCAAUUUUCAACUGAUGCUGAGAUAGCAACUCUUAUUGCACACGAGGUAUAG
This is a messenger RNA of Vicia villosa (hairy vetch), 594 nucleotides long. RefSeq names its product mitochondrial metalloendopeptidase OMA1-like. The coding region runs from base 1 to 594 and encodes 197 amino acids. The record is from RefSeq and is a predicted model, not a curated record. The transcript has 2 exons. NCBI's taxonomy places the organism in Eukaryota, Viridiplantae, Streptophyta, Magnoliopsida, Fabales, Fabaceae. Gene Ontology annotation, cellular component: membrane. Gene Ontology annotation, molecular function: metalloendopeptidase activity.